Molecule: messenger RNA, 2471 nt
Organism: Hevea brasiliensis (rubber tree)
Lineage: Eukaryota; Viridiplantae; Streptophyta; Magnoliopsida; Malpighiales; Euphorbiaceae
Product: L-type lectin-domain containing receptor kinase V.9
Exons: 2
Coding region: 140-2086 (648 amino acids)
Biological process (GO): protein phosphorylation
Cellular component (GO): plasma membrane
Molecular function (GO): protein kinase activity; carbohydrate binding; ATP binding
Source: RefSeq, a predicted model, not a curated record
GAGAGUAGACUUCCACCCAACGGGAGAGAGACGGAAGGAAAAUUUUUGUCAUUUACUGUGGAAAAUAAGGAAGUUUCAAACUCCAAAAUGUUCUGUUUCUCUUACUCAAAACAAACGAAAGACCCAAAAAUUUUGGACCAUGUCCUGCACAAUUCUCAUCCUAUGUUUCUUCCUGAAGCUCGGAUCUUCAGAAAGCAGCAUUCAAGAUGGAUUUUUGUUCAAUGGUUACUUCAAGUUUGGUGACAGCGCAGAGCUAAACAAUUCCAACAUGUUCUCUCAAGUAAUAUAUGCUGAUAGUGGGCUUAGCAAAGCAAACCAAGUCUUCUAUAACCAUCCUUUCAAAUUCAAAAACUCACCCACUGGUUCUGCCUUCUCCUUCUCCACUACCUUCAUUGUUGCAGUAGUAGCCAAGGACCCUGAAUUCAACGGCCAUGGACUUGCCUUCGCUAUCUCGCCAUCGAAAGUUGCAGUGGAGCUUGACACAGACCAAGAUUUUCAAUUUAAUGACAUAGAUGAUAACCAUCUGGGUAUUGAUAUUAAUGGGUUAGUGUCGGUUCAAUCUGCUACUGCUGGUUACCAUGAUGAGCAUGGGCGUUUCAAACAGCUAUAUCUCAAAAGUGGAAAACUAAUUCAGGUCUGGGUUGAAUAUGAGAGCUUGAAUCAACGGCUUAAUGUCACAAUACAUCCAAUAAAAAUACCUAAACCCGUGCUUCCACUUUUAUCCUUGACAAAAGAUCUUUCCCCUUAUUUCUUUGAGGUUAUGUAUGUUGGCUUCUCAUCUGCUGGUGGGUCUAAAUCUUCUCACUAUAUCUUCGGUUGGAGUUUCAGGAUGAAUGGUCAAGCCGACGAGAUUAACCUGUCUACCCUUCCUGAUAUUCCUGGUGUUACAAGAGACAAUGAAGGGGAUGCAGGGGAUGGAUAUAGAAAAGUGCAGAAGAUUUUGGCAGUUGUAUUAUCUUUAGUUGGGGUUAUUUUUCUUCUACUCUUGAUUUUUGGCGCACUUAUGAUUUCAAGGAGGAGAAAAUUCAUUCAGGUGCUUGAGGAUUGGGAAAUGCUAUAUGGACCUCACAGGUUCUCCUAUAAGGACCUAUUUAUUGCCACAAAAGGCUUCAGACAAAGACAACUUCUUGGAAAAGGAGGUUUUGGCAGGGUAUAUAGAGGCAUUCUACCAUUCUCAAAUGUUCAAAUUGCAGUGAAGAGAAUUUCUCAUGAUUCCAGGCAGGGAAUGAGAGAAUUCGUAGCUGAAAUUGCAACCAUUGGCCGUCUCAGGCACCCGAACUUGGUUCGACUUCUGGGAUAUUGCAGGCGCAAGAAUGAACUUUUUUUAGUUUAUGACUAUAUGCCUAAUGGAAGUCUUGAUAAGUUCCUUUAUCAAUUACCCAAUUGCAUACUGAACUGGAAACAAAGAUUCAAAAUCAUCAAAGAUGUGGCAUCUGCACUUUUCUAUCUGCACCAACAAUGGGUUCAAGUUAUAAUCCAUAGAGACAUCAAACCUGCGAAUGUACUCAUCGAUGAUCAGAUGAAUGCCAGGCUAGGAGAUUUUGGGCUUGCUAGGUUAUGUGACCACGGAAACGCUCCUCAAACCUCUCAUGUAGCUGGGACUCCAGGUUAUAUUGACCCUGAGAUUGUGCAGAGUGGAAAAUCAACGACAUGUACUGAUAUAUAUGCAUUUGGGGUGUUUAUGCUUGAGGUUACUUGUGGUAGAAAGCCUGUGGAUCCUCAAGCUUCCUUGGAGAAAGUAGUGUUGAUAGAUUGGGUAAUGAAUUGUUGGGAUAGAGGAGCAAUUUUGGAGGCAGUUGAUUGCAAACUAGGAGAUGAUUAUGUGUUGCAUGAAACUGAAUUGGUUUUGAAGCUUGGAUUGCUUUGUUCACAUCCAGUGGCUGCAGCUAGGCCAAGCAUGUCUAGCGUAGUACAAUUCUUGGAUGGAGCUGCUCAGUUGCCUGAAAGUCUAAGUUCUAUGACUAAAUCUCGAGAUUUUGGUGACGACUCUGGUCAAGGACGUGUAGCUUAUGAUGAAUUCCCUUCUGGAAAUGUUACCAUUGCUUCAUUGACAUUUACAGAGUCAUUUGCCUCUGAUGGACGUUAAUAUGGUAUGGAUUUAUUCUUUGUGGGAAACUAUUGCUUAGAACUUGUUCACCAACAUAUAAAUAAUUACUGAGGCCAUAGAUCAUUUGUCUUGGGUUCGUGGUGUGCCGAGUCAAGGUAAGAAAAAUCCUUUAUAUUGCUACUAAUCAUACUAUACUAACAAGAAUAAUCAAUGAGUUGCAACACAGGUGAAUUUUAAAAUGGCUCUCUCCUGUUUGUCCACUUUGCUCUUUCAUUAUUAAUGUUUUGUUGAGAAAAAUUAAUUUAGGAUAAUUUCACUUAGAUUUGUUUAUUAUGAAUUUAAAAUAUAAAUAUGUGACUCCUAUUAUACAUGUUGUAUCUUGUAUUCAUAAUUGUUAAAUUUGUGACUUAAAAUCUUAGUGGAU